CUCCCAUCUCUCUUACUCUCUAAAACCCUCACCGCGUAGCAUGCUCACUCUGAUGGAUCGUGAAUCCGCUAUCCAAUCAGUCCACUAAAACACUAAAGAGAAGAUUUAAGUCACUGCCACUGCAAGAGCCUGCAAUAAAAUGCCAUUCCGACUUGAGCAACACUGAUUUGGAUCAGAAUAUGUCUCUUGGGUCCUCCAACAAAGAGGAGAUGUUCACGGGUAACUCCACUUUGCCGUACCUCUCCAACUUCAGCCUGGCAGACAAGGCUGGGACAAGCAAACCUGUAGCAUGUGAGCAGCUCCACAUCGCUGUGGAGGUCUUUCUGACCUUGGGGAUCAUCUCCUUAUUAGAGAAUAUCCUGGUUAUUACAGCCAUAGUAAAGAACAAAAACCUUCAUUCACCCAUGUACUUCUUCAUCUGCAGUUUGGCAGUAGCUGACAUGUUAGUGAGUGUGUCCAAUGCCUGGGAAACUGUCGUCAUUUACCUGCUCAACAACAGACAGCUGGUGGUGGAGGAGCACUUCAUUCGCCACAUGGACAACAUUUUUGAUUCCAUGAUUUGCAUCUCUGUGGUCGCAUCAAUGUGCAGUCUAGUGGCCAUCGCUGUGGACAGGUAUAUUACUAUUUUCUAUGCACUGAGAUACCACAACAUCAUAACGGUGAGGCGAGCUGGCUGCGUCAUUGGGGGAAUCUGGACCUUCUGCACAGGCUGUGGGAUUAUCUUUAUUAUCUACUCCGAUACCACGACUGUCAUCAUCUGUCUUGUGGCCAUGUUCUUCAGCAUGCUGCUCAUCAUGGCAUCCCUUUACAGCCACAUGUUCAUGCUGGCCCGUUCACAUGUCAAGCGCAUUGCUGCCCUGUCAGGUUACAACACCAUCCAUCAGCAGACCAGCAUGAAGGGCGCCAUCACACUGACCAUUCUCCUUGGGAUCUUCAUCGUCUGCUGGGCUCCCUUCUUCCUCCAUCUCAUCCUUAUGAUAUCCUGUCCACGGAACCUCUACUGUGGGUGCUUCAUGUCCCACUUUAACAUGUACCUAAUCCUCAUCAUGUGCAAUUCUGUCAUUGACCCAUUGAUCUAUGCCUUCAGGAGUCAGGAGAUGAGGAAAACCUUUAAGGAGUUAUUUUGUUGUUUUAACCUUAGGAAUUGCUACACUAGCAUCUGUGCUCUGACUGGAAAGUGCUGAACAACAAAAAGUGAAAAGUGAAAUUAAAUUUGACACUGGAACUUUUUAAAAAGCCAUUAUGUAGAAUUAGAUUUACUGUAUGACACACAGCAGCACGGUGGGCGACUGGUUAGCACAGUUCUAAGGCCCCGCCUGUGUGGAGUUUGCAUGUUCUCCUCGUGCCUACGUGGGUUUUCUCCGGGCACUCCGGUUUCCUCCCACAUCCCAAAAACAUGCAUGGUAGGUUGAUUGAAGUCUCUCAAUUGCCCAUAGGUACGAAUGCGAGUGCGAAUGGUUGUUUGCUUAUAUGUGCCCUGCGAUUGGCUGGCGACCAGUUCAGGGUGUACCCUGCCUCCUGCCCGAUGAUAGCUGGGAUAGGCUCCAGCACUCCCGCGACCUGCGUGAGGAUAAGGCGGUACAGAAAAUGUAAAGAUGGAUGGAUGGAUGACACACACUACAUUUACAUGACAUUAGAGAAAAUCAAAGUGUUGCAUCAGAGGAACUAAAACCGCAUAUUCAGGACAUGUAAACUAGUUGAAUGAAAUGAUAAUAAAUCAAAAGCCUUAUGAUUAUGCACCUGAAUAAAGAGGUUAGAUUGUUCACCAACUCUAUUUUUGGGUGGGAAAGAGGGGGGCAAAUAUGUAAUAAACUGUGCAUGUAAUGACCACAACAGUGUUGUUUGAAAGAUCCAUUUGUUGAGAUUCACUGUUUCAUUUCUCCCAGACAGAUCCAUGGUUUGUAAACACUUAAACAUUAUCAUGAUAACAUAGAAAUAAAAAUGUAUGUUAUCUCGAUUUUAAAAGAACUGUUGACAAUAUGGUAGAAACUAACCAAGAUUCAUCAAGGUACAAACAGAUAAGAUGCUGGUGUAAUUCCAUCCAUCCAUCCAUUUUCUACCGCUUAUCCAGGGUCGGGUCGCGGGGGCAGUAGCUUUAGCAGGGACGCCCAGACUUCCCUCUCCCCAGCCACUUCAUCCAGCUCUGGUGUAAUUGCCAUAGAAAUAUAACUGAAGUAGUUCUGAAUGUUCAAAGUGAUGAUGAUAAAUAAGCUACAGAGAAUCACGCGAACAAGGCAUCAUAUUGUCAGAAGAACCACAGGACAUGCUGUUGUAGACACUCGGAAAUUCCAUCUGGAGUCACAUGUAUUGUGAAAGAGAAGUGUAUAAUCAGUUAAUAGCAGUGUGUUUAAAAAGUGAGUAAAGGGCAAAAUCCUUAUUAGCUGCUAUUUCCAUUUACGCAAAUGCACUGGGAACACUACACAUUCAAUUCUUUAUCAAAACAUGAGAAAAAAAGUAACUUCCUUUGCAGAAGGUGAGGGGAGUGAAAAAACAUUUUGCAUUCAAAUAUUUUGUUGUUUAAGUACUGUUUCUGAAACUGCUUCGGAUUUGUGUCGGCAUGAAGUUGACCCCCUCUGGCACCCACUAUUCCAGCCCAGGGUUAUUGGUCUACAUUCCACAAUACCCCUUGAGUUGGUAAAAAAAACAACAACAACAACAUUCCAACACCAUUAACCAGCCUAAUAUUCCUUGUCUUUACUUUUCAAUAAAUACAUAGCAACAAUUUGUCCUCAUAUUUGAAUUUGAAAUAGAUCAUGCCGUGUUCCCAAUUCGUGUUUGUAUUUGGAAAUACAAGCAAUUAAAAGAAUUUUGACUAAUGGUGCAUUUGGUACCUGAGCGUUCAGUGGGGACUUAACAGACACGUGCACACAUAGACAUAAUAUGGUGCUCAAGCACAUACCCUUUUUCCCUAGUCGAAAAUUUUUUUUUUAUUGCUGCAGCACAUUUUUUCCCUCAUCAUUCAUAUAUUUAAAAAGAAGAAACCCUCUCUGUCAUCAAUGCCACCCAAAGUGUUUUGAUAUUUGAGGGGCAUUUAUUUGAAUAUGUCCCUCCUCAAUUUAUUUGGAAUCAAUCAGAGGCACUUCAAAUGGUGGAAGGUGUGCGCUGACCCCCACUUAACAUGAAUUAAAACGUGAUUGCUUAAUUUUACUACAGCAACAUCCCCAUUUAUAUGAGGGUGUGUGCACUUUUGCCACCAUGUUAUCUCAGUUGUUUAUUUUUACUUCCUUGUUAAUUCUUUAUUAAUUGAGUUGUGCGGGGCCGCAACACUAGUGAGGAUAAGCAGUACCGAAAAUGGAUGGAACGAGUUGUGUGGGUUCUAGGUAACUAAUAGUUGAAAAAUGUUUUAAUUUUUUUUUUUUUAUCGUGGUCUCAUUU
Messenger RNA from Phycodurus eques (leafy seadragon), 3375 nucleotides. RefSeq names its product melanocortin receptor 5-like. The record is from RefSeq and is a predicted model, not a curated record. Gene Ontology annotation, molecular function: melanocortin receptor activity. Gene Ontology annotation, cellular component: membrane. Gene Ontology annotation, biological process: G protein-coupled receptor signaling pathway. NCBI's taxonomy places the organism in Eukaryota, Metazoa, Chordata, Actinopteri, Syngnathiformes, Syngnathidae.